Molecule: messenger RNA, 2445 nt
Organism: Sander lucioperca (pikeperch)
Lineage: Eukaryota; Metazoa; Chordata; Actinopteri; Perciformes; Percidae
Exons: 4
Coding region: 83-2050 (655 amino acids)
Biological process (GO): DNA recombination; DNA integration
Molecular function (GO): DNA binding; protein binding
Source: RefSeq, a predicted model, not a curated record
AACACACAAGACACAUGCUGAAAUUGUCCAUGCAUUUUCCCUUCCUGAGGACUCAAAAGAGCGCAAGAUAUUAUUAGAAAAAAUGAGGAAUAAGGGAAAUUUUAAACAUAACACUGCAGUUUUGCAAGAUGGAACAGGAUCACUGAAAGUGAAGAGAAAGCCAAAAGCUAAAACACUGGCAGGAAAGUUUAUUCACUGUAUGUAUUGUCAAGGGAUGUACAUACGUAAGGAGCUUUGGAGACAUGUCCGCAGAUGCCCCUGUAAGCCAGAAAACGAAGAUUUGGAUGACAAACCUGGGAGAACCAAAGUACUGGGCUUGGCUGCAACUCUGGAGUCUACAUUCUGUCAGCAGAUCUCAAGUGGAGUGUGGAAGCUCCUUAGUGUCAUGAAACAAGAUGAGGUGGCCUCAGUUGUGCGAAAUGACCUCUCUAUUAUUCAGUUUGCCCAGUCACUCUACAACAAACAUGGACAAGACCCUACAAAAUAUGAAUACAUUCGACAGAAGCUCCGUGAAGUGGGGCGUCUGUUGUUAUGCCUGCGUACAGAAUUCUCAGUACAUAACCUAGAGGAGGCUGUUAAACCUGCUAACUUCCAGAGAGUUGUGCAAGCAGUAAAGAAAGUUUCAGGUUUUGAUGAAGAAAAACACUCGUACCAGAAACCAAGCCUUGCGCUGAAACUGGGGCAUACACUGCAGAAAAUCGCUGACAUUAUUCAUUGUAGGGCACUCAUGGCAGAAGAUGAAGAGCUGAUCAGGUACACUGACAUAUUCAAGAAGUUGUACACCUCCAGGUGGGCUGAGUUGGUGUCUCACAGUGCCCUGAACACACUGAGUGAUGCAAAAUACAACAAACCAUCAACCUUGCCCUUCACUGAAGAUGUUCAGAUCCUUCAUCAGUACCUUGAGAAAUCUGCAGAAAGUGCCUUCUGCAGCUUGAAGGAAGAGGCCACCACUCAGAACUAUGCUCAACUUGCAAAACUCACACUUGCACAAAUCAUUGUGUUCAAUCGAAGACGUGCUGGGGAAGUUUCAAAAAUGCGCCUCAAAAGUUUUCAUGAAAGGGACAACACAAAGCUCCAUGAAGAUGUUGCCAUGGGGUUGUCAAAGACUGAACAGAAGCUCUGCAACUUUUUCAGCCGAAUUGAAAUCAUGGGGAAAAGGGGCAGAAAAGUUGCAGUUCUGCUCACACCAAGUGUGGUGGAUGCUUUGUCACUACUUGCUAGUAGAAGAACUGAAUGUGGCGUUUGUGCCACAAAUGUCUUCCUGUUUGCAAGACCAACGUCAAUGAGCCACUACAGAGGACAGGACUGUUUGCGUGUUCAUGCAAGCCAGUGUGGAGCAAAGCACCCGGAGUACCUCAGGUCAACACAACUCAGGAAACAUGUUGCCACACUCUCACAAGUCCUUAAUUUAAAAAACAAUGAACUUGAUCAGGUUGCAGACUUCCUGGGUCACGACAUCCGUGUUCACCGCGACUUCUACAGAUUACCAGUUCCCACAACACAACUGGCUAAGAUUUCCAAACUGCUUUUGUCAAUGGAGAAAGGACACCUUUCAAGCAUGCAGGGGAAGUCACUGGAUGAGAUUGAAAUUGAAGAUGAGAUUGCGUUAAGUGACGCUGAAGACAGUGGGAGCGAAUCUGAUAACAGCAACACAGAAGUCACAGCAACAGAGUUUGGAACUGUGGAGCCUGAGGAUAUUGACUCUACAACCACAGAGCGAGGCCAUGACAUUGGAGGCUUUGGAUCAGUGUCAUUUGUGUCGUCCACAGUAAAUGAGAGUGUACUUCCCUCUGAAGGGAAUUAUGCUGAUAAAGAACAUGGAUCCAGAAGAGUGGCAAAGAAAGUGUGGUCUAAGGCUGAGGUCGCCGCAGUAAUGCGACACUUCAAAGAUCAUAUAAGCAGGGGAAAACUGGCCACCAAAACUGAAUGCAGUCACUGCAAACUGGUGGAAGACCCCGUGUUGGCACAAAGAACAGUGCAAAAUAUAAGGGACUUUGUUAGAAAUAGAGGAAUAACUGCAAAGAGGCAGUCACAAAACGAAAAGAUUUAAAUACACUGACAGUUGUGGUGGUGUGUUUGUGUUAAUAUGUUUUAAAAAGUGUGGCUCUUGUGUUACAAGUUAUCUGCCUGUUAUAGGUUGUAAUAAUGGCAUUUUAAAGGUUCAGUACAAAAAUAGAAGGUGGAAUUAUACAAAGAGGCCAUCACAAAAACAAUUUUAUUAUACAUUUUAUUAAUUUAUUUUUGUUAUGAGCAACCAUAGGUCUUUUGAAGUUGGGUAAGAAUGAGAAUCAAGCAAAAAAGCUAAAAUAAGUUAUUGUCGCGGCACUUGUGUUGUGUGACAAUCUAUUGUUUAGCUGUUCCAGGCUGCUAUCUGGCUGUUAGUCAGUGUCACUAACUAACAAUGGUGAUAUUUGAGUUGUACAAUAAAAUAAUAAUUAAGUCCCA